Molecule: messenger RNA, 3678 nt
Organism: Synchytrium microbalum
Lineage: Eukaryota; Fungi; Chytridiomycota; Chytridiomycetes; Synchytriales; Synchytriaceae
Exons: 7
Coding region: 1-3678 (1225 amino acids)
Molecular function (GO): protein binding
Source: RefSeq, a predicted model, not a curated record
AUGAGGAAAUCAGUCACAGAACCAGGUGCACCUGUUUCGUCAAACACAACACAAUCGCCAAGCAAGCCGACACAAUCAGCCCCCACUUCUACCUGGAUGCCAAACACUUCGCGUCAUUUAUCAUCAUCCACCCAUACACAUCAUCACGAUAAUACCGUGGGGAAUGGAAAUGCAAACAAUAAUACAUCGACACCAUCAAGUGCUACUACUACUACUCAACCCAGUAGUGGCUACUCUGGUGGAUAUAGUCGAGCUCCUGCUGAACCAAAUCCAUUUCGAUACACGAGAGAUUUCAUGGUCGGUCUGUAUAGUCCUGAUUUGCCACUACCGGAUGGGUGCGACUUGUCGGACAAGAUACUUGCUUCCGAUCAGAUCUUGGAACCUAUGGCGAAUAUCCCAUUGACUGAGACAGAGAAGAAGAUUUUGGCUGCUGGGUCAAUCAACAGUGAGGUUGCUAGAAGAGGAGGCCCACAAGGAAAUCGCCCGGAUGGAAAAGAUGCGACAAAUAAUCGUGCACCUCAGAGACCUGGAAUGAAUCGAAGAGGCUAUGAUCAACGUCCUGGAGAUCGCGAUGGUCGAAGAUUGAGUGGUCAAGAUGGAGACGAAAAUGAUGAAUCCUUAUGGGAUACACCAUCAAAUGCCGGAGGUGGAUUUAGCGCCAACGGUGUCUUCAGUCUAGCUGGGGGCGGUGAUCCAGAUGGAAAACUCAAACGACCAGACCCAGGUCCAAAGUCCCCAAAUAAUGUUGGAUCGACUACUUCAGCUGUCCCACUGGAGCCGACACCACCUGUGUCAAAAGAUACUGGUAAUCCACUCAUGUCGCCCCCACGACGUGCUGAAGAACCAGCAUUACGAUCAGGAUUGUCAACUCCUGCUGCGACCCCCAUCGCAGUGCCAACACAGUCUGCUAACUCAACGACUGUAUCUUCAACACCAGGCGCUAGAUCAGCACCCUUGUCUGCAACCCCCAUUGCAUCAAGUGUCGCUGCUAUGGCUCCUUCGAUAAUCCAGUCCACGACGAGAGCAUCAACUCCACCUGCUGGGCCAACCCCCAUUGGUGCAACUCCUGGAUCUAUAGGUCGUCAACAAACAGAUCCAGCAUUGUUGCAGCAACAAACUCAGCAACGUGCGUUUGGUAGCUUGUUUGAUCCAUUUGCAGGGCUGCCUGGUGGUAUUGCAGGUAUAGGAGACUCGUUGUUGACGUCUGGACAAAUAUUACAGCAACAAGAUCCAUACGCAACGAAUAUACUAGAUAAUCGUAGAGAUCUGCAACCAAUGGCAAUCCCUCAGCCUGUGCAACAGCCUACGGUUCCACCAAAAUGGAUGUAUAAAGACUUGGAUGGUAAUCUGCAAGGACCAUUCUUGCAUACAGAAAUGCAUGAUUGGUAUGUGGCUCGCUACUUGCAGCCAGACUUGAUGGUGCGACAUUCGGACGAGACGACGUUCGAGCCAUUAGCUCGACUUAUACAGCUAUAUGGAUCAAGUAGACCGUUCUUGGCUGAUGCUGAAGAGUACCAACGGCCAAGACAACCUGUUAUAGAUCCACAACGUCAACGACCUUUUGGUGGUCUGGGCCUAGUAGGAGCAGCUGCUGGUGGUGUACGGGAUGAUUUGUAUAGUUCUAUAACACCACAAGCGUCAGACGUUGGAAUACCUAGUAUAUUUAAUCCAUUUGGAGGCUCUAUACCUGGUAGUCAACCACUAGACUCAUAUGCAGCUACUCGUCGUAUACAAGAAACAUAUCCAGGUUGGAGUGAUCCUGCUGUAUCUAGUAUAGGACGUGGUGUGAGUGCUGGAUGGGUAGGACCAUUGGGUAGCAUUGAUCCAAAUCGAACGAUGGUCGAUACACGUAGUGGACAAGCAUAUUAUCCUACUCAACAACAGCAAGGUCUACCGUAUGGAUAUCAAGGUCAACAGCAGCAGUUUGGAGCGUCUGCCUUAUUUGGUCAGACAUCACAACCUGCAGCUUUGUUCUCUCCAUUUGGACAGACUCAACAACCACAGCAACAACAUGUCGUCCCACAAUCACCAAUAAACAGAUCACCGAUUGCCACACCACAACCUGGUAAAGCAGCAUCAUAUGCACCUAGUACUGGAGCUCGUACUGAUGAAGAUGCGGCUUCUCAACAUGACUAUGCUGAAAGUACUCAUGGUGAAGACUUUGGACAAUUUGAUGAAGCCGGUACACCAGAGCAUGUAUCUACGACAGGUUGGGAUGAUACGGCCAGUGUCGCCUCUUCAAUCUCAAUGAAGCAAUCAGACCGUGGUAAAUCACAACGUGACAACACUAUAAGAUCUGCAGGUACACCUACUCAUGAACGUCCAACAUAUUCACGAGAGGAACCUCGACGUCAAUCACUACCACAAGCACAAGCUGCUAUAGCACAAGCACCCCAGCAACAACAACAGCAGCAGCCAAUAGCUCCAGCAGCACCUAUAAAGGUAACUCCAGUAUGGGGCGCUCCUGCCACAGCCGUAGAACAAAAGCUGUCUCUUAAAGAAAUUCAAGAGAUUGAACAACGUGAUCGAGAAAUCAAAGAACGUGAACGUCAAAGAAGGCAAGCUUUGGCAGCUGCUAAUGCCGCUGCUAAUGCAAUGGACAGUGGUAGUUGGGCUCCUGGUAAUACUCCAUGGCAAGCACCAUCAUCAAAGCAAAAAAGUCUGACAGAGAUUAUGCAAGAAGAGGAGGCUCGUAAACAGAAGGAAGCAGCUUCUCGUGCCGCCACUCUAGCCGCCAUGAAUGCAGAUGCACCAAACGCUGGUGGUACUCGAUAUGCAGAUCUGGUAUCUACAGCUAGAGGUGCAACGACAACUGGAUGGGCAACUACCGCUGUACAGGGUCGUGUCGUACCAGCGAAUGCAUCUGUAGUAGCAGCACCAAUACCAGUAGCAGUAAGACCUUUGGCUCCAUCACCAGCAGCACCGAUAUCUAGUGGCCCAUUAGCAGCUGUAGCAGCAUCAUCAUCAAGUGUAACUCCUGCUUCACCAGCUGGAGCUUGGAAUGUAGUAGGUAAAUCUGGACAAGUAGUUGGUCAAGUAAAUGUCCAAGGUGGACCUCGUCCUAUCGCAGCAGCACCAGGAGGAGCAAUACAACGACCAAGUAGUAGUGUCCUUGCGCCCAGUAAUUCAUCCAAUGCUAUAAGAUCAGUUAAUGUGGCUUCAUCUCAACCAGCUGCUGGUUCAAUUGCAACUGCUCGAUCUGCUGUUGCUUCACCAAAUAUGGCUACUGUUACCGCUAGUGCCGUGCGACCUGCUGCAGCAGCCGUAGCCGGUUCUCCUAGUAUGUCAAAGUCUUCAACAUUUAUGGAGCGUCAAGGCUCUAAUGCUCCUUCUGAAGCAUUCUUAUCAUGGUGUCGUCAAAGUCUCAAACCGCUGGAAAGGUCUACUACCGCUGGUGUUAAAGUUGAAGACUUUCUCCAAAUCUUGUUGUCGAUUCCAAUUGGAGAGGCGUCUACACUUCAGCUCAUUUGUGAUGAUACGUUGGGAGGAUUGACGGCUAUUGAUGCUCGAAAGUUUGCUGACGAAUUCGUCAGACGUCGUCGUUCAGACCGAGAAGAAACGACUACACCUGGAGGAGGGUCUUCACGCCCAUCGAGCGCAAACAGUAUGGCUGACUUUGACACAGGAAAUCGCUUCGUUGUAGUAAACAAGAAGAAGCAGGUGAAGCCACGAAAAUAA